GGUAAAUCAGUCGAAAACUAGCGCACGUUUUUCUGCGCAAUAAAUAUACAAUUUUUUCAAUGGGUGGCCCUGUAGCUCUCCGGUCUGUCAAUAUUUUUUCCCCGGAAAGCUACAGUUCUGCAGCUACCUCUAACCCACUCUUUCUCCUUAACUCUUCUCACUGUAUACAUUGUAUCAAAUUGUGUUAAAAUUUUAGUGAUUUGGAAAAUGAUAAAUUUAGUGCUUCUCAGUAAAGGCACCUACUAAUACUGACAUAAUUUUUACACUAUACACAAUCUUUACCUUUCCUUAUUCCUAUUUUAUACUACUAGGUGGCAUCCACACACAGCAUAUUUCCUGUUGUUGCACCACCAAUAUUUCCAAAUUUUGUAAGAGCCAUCUAAUCUUCCUUGCAACACCUUGGCUUGACUUACUUAUGUAGAUGAGUGUGUGAGUAAUUGAGAAUUUUUUUUCAGCGUUUGAAUUUUAGUGUUCAUUGUACCUAUGUUUUGGUAUUACCUGAAAAGUGUAUGUUUCAUUUUUAUCUUUGAGGACAAAGAUUUCUCAGAUCAAGAAGGAAUUAUCAUAGUGUCAUUUUGACCCUCAAAUAAAUUUUUCUAUUUUUGACCCUUACCUUAUAAUUUAUUAUAGGUUCCACAUAAUUUAUUAUAUCUUUAAUUUUGAAAACUUAUAUUUUAUAUUUAUUUACUUUAAUCAAUUUUACAUAAGAUUUAUUUAAAUAAAUAACUUGAGGCUAUCUGUCGAUAAUUCACAAGCACAGUUCAAUUUGUGCCAUCCGAGCUUAUUAAAUAUAUGCUUCGAAGACAUCCGCUGUUUUUAUAAUUACGUAUAGUAUAAUAGAUUUUUAGUAAAGCUGGACUAGGUGUGUAAGCUUUGAUAGCCACCCCCCCCCCCGUAACCGGAAGUCAUGAUCUUGUGUGGUGUUGACCGGAAAUUGUUGAUAUAAACAAUGACCUGUGAUUUUCUAUUUUUGGUCUGUUGUUUUCAAUCCCCUCUCAUAGCCAAGCAUAACUAUUGUUGAAUAUUAUUAGUUAUCACCAGAGCCCCAAUCACACGGUGAUAAGUUGGUGCAGAGAUCCGAAAAAUCCCGGAUGAAAGCAAACAGACCACUGAACUACAACCUGAGGAAUAGGACUCCCAGCUUCCUAACCUCACCAGAGGAUACAGAGACAGGACAACACUCCCAGUCCAGUACCGCUGAGUCCCAGCAGCAACCAACGUUGGACAACGCUGCUGGCCAUCAAGAAACUGGGGCAGACCAUCCUCUUGUGGAAACAGAGGAACAAAUUUACUUGAGUGAAACCAGCUUAUCAGCUGAGGACGUGCAGGUUUAUUUUAACGAGCCUGCAAUAACCAAAGAAGCAGAGCCACAAACAGAGGAUCGUGAAAACAUCGCAGCUGAGGAUACAGAGCAUCAACACAUUGAUUCUUGAGACGCAGAGAGAACCGAAGAUCAGCAGUUUUCUGAUCAACUUUA
Molecule: messenger RNA, 1477 nt
Organism: Magallana angulata
Lineage: Eukaryota; Metazoa; Mollusca; Bivalvia; Ostreida; Ostreidae
Exons: 2
Coding region: 1092-1433 (113 amino acids)
Source: RefSeq, a predicted model, not a curated record